UGAAGAAGGGGUUAGGAAUCACGAUUAUAAAAAGCAGCAGCAGCAGCAGCUGCUCACACAAAUAGAGAAAGUAAAGCAAACAAAAAUUGAAUCUACAAAAGCAUUAAAGUUAAAAAUGAUGAACAGCAGCAGAUGGAGGAGCAUAAGCUGAAGCUUCGUUAUUAUGUACAUUUUCCUCAUCAUCACUGGCUCUACUGAACUCAGUUUCCCUUUCUCCCCUUCUCUAGGGUUUUGUACAGAUUGCAGCAAAACAGUACACGAUUCUCAAGAAAAACCCUAACACUACUCUAAUACCUUAAUUUCACUUCCAGAUUUGAUAUUGAAACCCUAAAACGACAUGGACAGAUCAAGAUCUAAGAGAUACUAUUACGACCAAGACUACGAUUCCGAGAACAACUUACCCAGGACUAAACAGAGGUACAACAACAAUCCUCACGGUAAUAAUCACCAUUAUGCUCCUACUCACCACCGCCGUUCCCUCACUGGCGGCGGCGGCGGCGGCGGUGGAGGAGGCCGGAAAAUGCAGGACCCUUCGUUAAUGGUUACUACUAGUUAUCGGAUUUUGUGCCACGAUGUUAAGGCGGGUGGUGUUAUUGGGAAAUCAGGUAGCAUUAUUAAGGCGAUUAGGCAACAUACUGGGGCGUGGGUGAAUGUGCAUGAACUGAUACCGGGAGACGACGAACGGAUCAUUGAGAUUUCGGAUACUCGGAGGCGGGACCCGGACGGUAGAAUGCCGGCAUUUUCGCCAGCUCAGGAAGCGUUGCUGUUGAUACAUGAGAGGAUUUUGGAUAGUGAUGGAGGGUACAGUGGUGGUGGUGGGGUUGAAGUGGAAGAGGAGUUUAGGAUGAGGGGCCUUAGUGGGAAUAAUCGUGCCGUGACGAGGCUCGUGGUGUCAAGAAUGCAUGUGGGGUGUUUGCUUGGGAAAGGAGGGAAAAUUAUUGAGCAAAUGAGGAUGGAGACUAAGACUCAUAUUAGAAUUUUGCCCAGAGAUCACACUUUGCCCCGUUGCGUUUCGAUGUCAGAGGAGAUUGUUCAGGUAGUUGGGGAAAUGAAUGCUGUGAAAAAGGCCAUAGAAAUUAUCUCCUCACGCUUGAGGGAGAGCCAGCAUCGUGAUCGUAGUCACUUUCCUGGUCGGCUACAUUCUCCCGAGCGGUUCGUUCCUCCUGAUGACGAAUUUAUUCCUCACAUGAACAAUACAACCCGCAGGGCGUCUGAAAAUGGGUCUAGUUUUGGAUCAAGGCUACUUGCUGGUAUGAGUAGUGGUCGAAGCAACAACUAUUCCUCAUCCUCGUCUGGCUAUGCCAUUGAAUCUGGAAACGCUCCCGGCAAUGAGAAUGGGCAAGUCAUGUAUGUUGAAGAUCUUGUGUUCCGAAUUCUAUGUCCAGUUGACAAGGUUGAUACUGUUGCUGGGGAAUCAGAUGGAAUUAUAGAGUUGCUUCAGAAUGAGAUUGGUGUGGAUGUCAAGAUUUUGAAUCCUGUUGCUAGCUCAAACGAACAGGUCAUAAUCAUUAUGUCUGAUGAGGGUCCAGAUGAUGAGCUGUUUCCUGCUCAGGAAGCUCUUUUGCAUAUUCAAACCCGCAUUGUUGAUCUUGUUCCAGAGAAGGAAAAUGUUAUUACAACUCGUUUAGUUGUGCAAACAGAUGAAGUUGAAUGCUUGGGAGGAAGAGAUGGACCAUUAUCUGACAUGCAGAAAAUAACUGGUGCUACUGUCCAAAUUCUACCAAAGGAAGAACUUCCACCAUGUGUCUCAGGGACUGAUGAAAUUAUACAGAUUGUUGGAGAGAUAAAAGCAGCUAGAGAAGCACUUGUUGAAGUGACAUCGAGGCUUCGGAGUUACACUUAUCGGGAGUUCUUUCAAAAGGAUAUACCCUCACCAGCAGUACCUGCCUCAAGCCCAGCUAGGAGUAAUAUUGGAGCAGACAAAAUUUCCGUCAACAACACAUCUCCUUCUCAACAAAACUACAAUGUGAAUGAUGUUCAAACUUCAAUCUAUCAAAAUGCACCAGCCAAACUGAUGACACAGCCAGUAAAAGAAACUGGGGCAUCUGCCAGUGAAAUAGCCAAGCAAAAUGAAAAUGAGCGUCGUGAAGAUAUUCCAAGUGGAUUGAAUAGAAUGCAUGUACCAUUGGUCACUAGAAGUACAUUGGAAGUUGUCAUACCUCCACACGCAGUGCCCAAACUGAUAACAAAAUCAAGAAAUAAGCUUGCUCAGAUUAGUGAGUUGUCAGGAGCAAAUGUUAAAUUGAUUGAGGAUAGACCUGAGGAAACAGAGAAGAUAAUACAAAUAUCAGGCACUCCGGAGCAAGCAGAGAGAGCUCAGAGCCUGCUUCAAGGGUUUAUUUUAAGUACCCUAGAAGAUGGCCCCUGAAGAACUGUGACAUAUGUGGCAAAUAAUGCUCCAAGCCUGUAGGUGCCUUGCAAAUUUUCCUCUGUAGUCCGUUAUAGUAGGGUAUCCUAGGCCAUCGCGAGGUACUGAUUAGUAAGAAUGUACAAUAUUAGAACUCAGUGCUAAUGUAAUUUGUAAUGCUUUACUCCCUCAAGUUGUCGUGUUGUAUUUUGGAAUGUACUAUCAACACUCCUGCACUGUACAGGAACGAAGUGUUUUGUGCAAAAUCGGGUUCAAAUGCUGGUGUUUAAUUUUCCCUCAAGCUGUCGUCUUGUAGUUUGGAAUGUACUUUCAACACUCUUGCAAUGUACAGGAAUGGAGUUACGCAUUUUGUGCAAAA
Nicotiana attenuata is the source of this 2726-nucleotide messenger RNA. Its product is annotated as KH domain-containing protein HEN4. The transcript is spliced from 8 exons. Lineage: Eukaryota; Viridiplantae; Streptophyta; Magnoliopsida; Solanales; Solanaceae. The record is from RefSeq and is a predicted model, not a curated record. Gene Ontology annotation, molecular function: mRNA binding. Gene Ontology annotation, cellular component: cytoplasm; nucleus. Gene Ontology annotation, biological process: regulation of gene expression. Bases 338 to 2368 code for a protein of 676 amino acids.